AUGCCUUUCGUCAAAGUCCAAAAGAGCAAAGCCUACUUUUCCAGGUACCAAGUCAAGUUCCGUCGCCGUCGUGAGGGAAAGACUGACUAUCGCCAGAGAAAGCGCUUGUGUGCCCAAGACAAAAGCAAGUACCAAUCCCCCAAGUACCGCCUUGUCGUCCGUUUCACAAACACCAAGGUCAUCUGCCAAAUCGCAUACGCCCUUGUCGAUGGAGACAGAAUUCUUUGUCAAGCUAGCUCUACUGAACUUCCUCGCUAUGGUUUGAGCGUUGGUUUGAAGAACUACGCCGCCGCAUACUGCACUGGUCUUUUGGUUGCCCGCCGUCUUUUGCAAAAGGUUGGACUCGAUGACGUGUACGAAGGAAACACCGAGAUUGAUGGAGAAGUCGUUUCUACUGAAUACGACAAAAAGACUUACUUCGUCGAUGAAGUUGACGAUGACAAGCGUCCAUUCCGUGCUCUUCUUGACGUCGGUUGCAAGGCUACCACUACCGGAAACAGAAUUUUCGGAGCACUGAAGGGUGCCGCUGAUGGAGGUCUUGAUAUCCCACACAAUGAGAAGCGAUUCCCAGGCUACGACAGAGACGGAAAGGAAUACGAUGCUGACAUGCACCGUGAACGCAUUUUCGGUGGUCACGUUGGUGAAUACAUGGAAUACCUCGAGGAGGAAGAUAACCAAAAAUACCAAGAGCACUUUGCUGCCUACAUCGCCAAUGAUGUCGAGGCUGAUGGUCUUGAGGAACUAUACGAAUCUGUACACGAGAAGAUCCGAGGGGACCCUUCGGCUUCUGAGAAGAAGGACUUCACUCCUGACAAAAGCUUCAAGCGCAAGGCCAAACUUUCCUAUGACGAACGCAAGGCUCGUGUUCAGGAGAAGAAAGAUGCGAAGAAUGCCGAAAUGGAAGAAGACGACGAGUAA
Messenger RNA from Cylindrotheca closterium, 918 nucleotides. The record is from the annotation of a GenBank genome assembly. Lineage: Eukaryota; Bacillariophyta; Bacillariophyceae; Bacillariales; Bacillariaceae.